GUUUGAGCAUUUCUAAUUGUCUAAUUUUUUUCCCAAUUCCCACCUUUGCAAGUUGUAACGUGACGCUGUUAAAAAAAUCCGCUCUUUUUUCUGGCCUAUAUUAUAUUCUCUCUUUUUAGUAUUCCCCACACACAAAAAACGGCCAAAGUCCAAAUCUCCCAUCUCUCUCUUUUAUCUCUCGUUCAUUUACUCAAAUUUUCUCAUUUAAACCAUCAUAAUAUUCAAUCUGUUAAACUAAUGGCUAAUUCUUCUACUUUAAACCCAAAUGAACAUUUUCAAUUCCAAAUUUCUGAAAAUGAAAUAAUCCCUGGAUUACCAGAUGAUUUAGCUAUGGAAUGUUUAUUAAGGGUACCCAUAACAUCUCAUCCUACCCUUAGAUUAGUAUCUCAUCUAUGGAAGUCCACUAUUUCCCACUCAUCUUUUUUCUCUCUCCGCCGCCGCGCUAACUUCGCGGAAAACCAUGUUUUUCUUAUUCAGCCUCUGUCACCUGCUGCUGCGCUUCCGCAGCAGCAGAUGACAGAACCUAAAGUAACUAUUAUCGGAGGAGAGUUUGACCACAUACAAGACGAUAAACAAUCUAUCAACAACAAAUGUUCACUCCUAUACAACUUAAACAUCUACAACACUAACAACGAGGAAUGGAGGUGUUUAGCUGGGUUGACAAUCCCAACAUUCGCUCAGUGCGUGGUUCUGCCAGAUGUAGGAAAACUAGUGGUGCUAGGUGGGUGGGACCCAGCUACUCUAGAGCCAGUCUCGAAGGUUCUAGUCCUUGACUUGGCAGUGGGGACGUGGAAGGAAGGAGCAUCAAUGUUGACCCCACGAUCAUUCUUCGCCUGCUCAGUGGUUGGACCCACCACAGUCUACGUGGCAGGCGGGCACGACGGGCAGAAGAACGCCCUUCGGUCAGCUGAGGCUUAUGAUGUUGAGGAAGAUAAGUGGGUUGUUCUUCCGCCUAUGGCAGAAGAACGAGAUGAAAGCUAUGGUAUGGUCCUGUCCAAACUCGGAAAAUUUUGGGUCGUAAGCGGGUACGGGACUGAAUCUCAAGGUAGAUUCAGACCCGAUGCCGAAGUUUACGACCCGGAGAAAGGAGCAUGGGAGACUAUAACUGGAGUUUGGCCUCAUCCGGGUAUCAACCCGAAAUCGACAGCGGUUGUAACGGUGGAAGGGGAGAGGAGGUGGUGGCAUGUGAUUGGUGGAGAGAUAAAGGAGUUUGAAUGGGAGGAAAGAGAAUGGAAAGGAUUGAUCUUAGGUUCGAUAAUUCCUAAGAUAGUAAGUGAAUUAUGGUCAUGUUCAUCUUCAGUUUCUUUGAUUGAUGUUGGUAAUGGUAAGAUUUUUUUGAUGGGAAAUGGGGAGAAUUGUGGUGGGGAAGGGAUGUUUAUUUUGGAGAGAGAAAAUAAUGAAAAUGAAGAUAAGAAUAAGAGUGGUGUUAAUUGGAGAUGGAAAAAUGUUCAUGCUCCUCCAUCUUUUUUAGGCUUUCCUUUUUCUGCUUCACAUCUUCUUAUGUAAAAUUGUAAAUCUAUGUUUUUUUACAGUAUUACAUAAUCUAUAUGAGAUCUUUAUGCAA
Molecule: messenger RNA, 1564 nt
Organism: Beta vulgaris subsp. vulgaris (sugar beet)
Lineage: Eukaryota; Viridiplantae; Streptophyta; Magnoliopsida; Caryophyllales; Amaranthaceae
Product: F-box/kelch-repeat protein At2g44130
Exons: 1
Coding region: 238-1506 (422 amino acids)
Biological process (GO): regulation of phenylpropanoid metabolic process; negative regulation of cytokinin-activated signaling pathway
Molecular function (GO): protein binding
Source: RefSeq, a predicted model, not a curated record